Colletotrichum abscissum is the source of this 789-nucleotide messenger RNA. Its product is annotated as TAM domain methyltransferase. Lineage: Eukaryota; Fungi; Ascomycota; Sordariomycetes; Glomerellales; Glomerellaceae. Bases 1 to 789 code for a protein of 262 amino acids. The record is from RefSeq and is a predicted model, not a curated record. The transcript has 6 exons.
AUGAUUGUCAAGACCAUCGGCAACAAGUUCUUCCUCGCCCCCAUCAAGGCUGAGGUGACGCACCGCAUCCUCGAUAUAGGAACCGGUACCGGAAUCUGGGCCAUCGAGAUUGCCGACUUGUUUCCAAACGCCGAGAUCUUUGGGAACGAUCUGAGCCCGAUACAACCAGCUUGGGUGCCGCCGAACGUCAGAUUCGAGAUUGAUGAUGUCGAAAGCGCUUGGGUUGUCGACGAGAAAUACGACUUUAUUUUCACGCGAUACAUGGCUGCUUCAAUCGCAGAUUGGCCGAAGCUGGUCCAUAGAGUAUAUGAAAACCUCGCGCCAAACGGCUGGGCUGAAUUCCAAGACAUGAGCGUUCUCUACGCGUGCGAUGACGGAACACUGACCGAGAAGCAUGCAAUCAUGAAGUGGGACCGUCUUUUCAUCGAGGCUUGCAAAAUGCUGGGGCGCGAAGACUCCCCUGGCCCCAAACUCGAGGGUUGGGUUCGUGAAGCUCCCUUCAAGAAUGUGGUUCACCAGCACUUCAAGAUUCCUCUGGGUCCAUGGACCAAGGACGCGCACAACAAAGAUCUUGGAAUGUGCAAUCUUGCUCAAACUCUUGAGGGCCUCGAUGCAUUCACCUUGAAGCUGUUCAUUGGGGUGCUUGGAUGGACUAGGGAAGAGGUGAUGGUGCUGUUAGCCCAGGUUCGCCAAGAAUUGAAGAGUGGUGCUUUCCACGCAUACCUUAACUACCACGUCGUUUACGGACAGAAGAUUGAAGAGGAAGAGGAAGCAGCUGCGGAGGACUAA